UUUGGGGGCGUUGGGUUUUACUUUUUUGGGAUUUGGUUUUGUGAGGUGGGUAUUUCUAUUAUGGGCCUAUUGGGCUCCGCCUAAUUUUAUUAUAAGAAUUAGACAGUCUCUUACAAGACGAGCGGUACACAUAAAAGGUACUCUUUUACAUUCAUUUUAAAUUUCAUAAAAAGUGUGGCAAAGAAAUUGUAGUUUUUUUUUUUUUGAAACAUCAGAAAGAUUAUUUGAAACUUCUAAUUUUCCUCUUAUUCGCUUAUCUACAAAAAAAAAACAUAAAAAAAUAGCAGGAACUGUUCUUCAAACCCUCUUCUGGUUCUCUACACUCUCCUGCUUCCUGCUUCCUGCUUCCUGCUUCCUCUCAGCUGUUAGCUUCGGUCGCCAGCGGUAACUUAAUCCGCCAUUUUUAUCCUUUCCGAAGGAGAGAGAGAGGGUGGAGUAGAAGGAGUCAAUGGCCGAUACAUCGACGCGAAUUUAUCCAGGUCUAACGCCGGAAGAUGAGAGGCUGAAGAUCAGAGACAUAUCUUUAGCUGCAGAAUCGCAAAGCAAAGAGGGCGAUACUUUCUUUCUCAUUACUCAAAGAUGGUGGCAAAAUUGGCUUGAUUAUGUUAAUCAAGAUCAAAUUGGGAAUGAUGGACCUUCUCUGCAGAGUUUAGACUCUGCAGAUGUGUGUGUAUUGAGGAGGCCAUCAAGUAUUGAUAAUAAAAGUCUGAUAUAUGAACUUGAAUCAAGUGAUAGCAGUACAACUGAGCUUCAUGACACUUUAGUGGAAGGACGUGAUUAUGUCUUGUUGCCAGAAGAAGUUUGGAAUCAGCUUCAGUCUUGGUAUGGAGGGGGACCAAAGUUGGCGAGAAAAGUAAUUAAUUCUGGUCUCAGUCAAAUGGAAUUAGCUGUAGAAGUGUAUCCAUUGCACCUUGAGCUAAUUCUUACACCAAAAGGUGAUCGUUCUACCAUAAGAAUAAGCAAAAAGGAAACCAUCAGGGAGCUUCACAGACGAGUUUGUGAGAUUUUUGAACUUGACACUGAGCAAAUACGCAUUUAUGAUUUUUAUGGGCGGAAGAAACAUGCAUUGCCGACUGACAUGGACAAAACACUUGAUGAUGCUAACAUUCAGAUGGAUCAGGAAAUUCUUGUGGAGGUACUCAAUAAUGUGACGGUUUCUGUAAACAGCAAUGACUUUGUGGGGAAACAAUCAAAUUCUUUUCUUUUGGAGCCUUCAAAGUCAGGCUUAUCAAUUGCCGGAGGUUUGUCUGCGACAAAAGGUGUAUCUAGAAACAACAAUUCAGAGCUCCCACAAGGUCAGAAUCAGGUAUCCCCGCAGAGGGAAUCAAACAAUGUGCUAGAGACGAGUGGUGUUACCACAAGAAGUGCUACUGCAGGUCUCACUGGGCUGCUAAAUCUUGGAAAUACUUGCUUCAUGAAUAGCGCUAUACAAUGCCUUGUGCAUACACCAGAGUUCACUAGAUAUUUUCGGGAUGAUUAUCGCGGUGAAAUAAACUGGCAGAAUCCUAUGGGCAUGGUUGGAGAGCUGGCUAUUGCAUUUGGUGAAUUACUUAGAAAACUUUGGGCUCCCGGACGAACACCAAUUUCUCCUAGGCCUUUUAAAGCUAAGCUUGCUCGCUUUGCUCCUCAGUUCAGUGGAUAUAACCAGCAUGAUUCACAGGAACUCUUGGCAUUUCUGUUGGAUGGAUUACACGAAGACUUAAAUCGUGUCAAAGAUAAACCUUACAUACUUUCUAGGGAUGCAGACGGAAGACCUGAUGAAGAAGUUGCCGAUGAAUAUUGGGCAAAUCAUAAAGCUCGGAAUGAUUCUAUCAUUGUUGAUGUUUGCCAGGGACAAUACAAGUCAACUCUGGUUUGCCCUGUGUGCUCAAAAAUUUCAGUCACAUUUGAUCCAUUCAUGUACCUUUCUUUGCCCCUCCAGUCGACCGCUACACGCCCUCUCACUGUAACCAUCUUCAGCAGUGAUGGAAGUUUGCUGCCUAAUGUUUGCACUGUGACUAUUCCAAAGCAAGGACGGUGCAGGGAUUUGAUUCAAGCACUAAGUGCUGCUUGUUCCUUACAGCCUAAUGAGAAGCUUCUACUUGCAGAGAUACAGAAUCAUUUGAUUCACCGGUUCUUUGAAGAUCCUUUGACAUCAUUGUGCAGCAUAAAAGAUGAGGAUCACCUUGCUGCAUACAGGAUUCCCCAGCCAGCGAAGGGAAUAAUAUUUCUCCAGCUAAUACACCGUCUUGAAGACAAAGAGACAGCUAAUGCUCAGAGCAUGAAGGGAUGGAAACCCUAUGGAACCCCACUAGUUUCACCCAUCUCAUGUGAUAAUGUAACUACAAGAGGCGAUGUCCAGUCAAUGGUUCGGACCAUGCUAUCUCCAUUGUUGAAGCUUAGAGAACUAGCUGAUUUGGAAGCAAAUGGCAUUUCACCGGCAGUUGAACCAUCUUCUGACACUCUUAUAGAACAAGUAGAUUCCUCUGAAUCUUUACCGUGGAAAGAAAGCAACAAUGCUCAAUCUUGUGGAUUAGUGAAAUUGCCUCUGCAGUUGGUAGAUGAAAAUAAUGUAUGUAUUGACCUAUCUGUAGGAGAAGACAAACCUGUCAAAAUUUCCUCAUUUUCAAAAUCUCUGUUAGUGUUUAUCAAUUGGUCAAAGGAACUCCUGGAGAAAUAUGACACAUCUUACUUGGAAAAUCUGCCUGAAGUUUGCAAGAAUGGACCUCCAACUAAGAAAGCUCGCACAGAACCUUUGUCCUUGUACAGCUGCCUUGAAGCUUUUCUGCUGGAAGAGCCUUUGGUCUCUGAACCAGAUAUGUGGAAAUGUCCCCAGUGUAAAGAGCGGCGACAAGCAAGCAAGAAGCUAGAUCUAUGGAGGCUUCCAAAAGUUUUAGUCAUUCAUCUAAAGCGGUUCUCUUAUAACAGGUCGAUCAAGCACAAAUUAGAUACAUUUGUCAACUUUCCUAUAUAUGAUCUUGACCUUACAAAGUAUAUAGCCAACAAGAACAAUUCUGAUCCUCAAUUGUAUGAACUGUAUGCUUUAAUAAACCACUAUGGAGGCAUGGGUAGCGGGCACUACACUUCAGACAUCAAGCUUCUAGAUGAGAACAGGUGGUACAGCUUUGAUGAUAACCAUAUAUCGGCCAUGGGCGAAGAAGAGGUGAAGACUAAUGCUGCUUAUGUGCUAUUUUACCGGAGGAAAAAAUAUGAUGAUUCUGAAAGCAAAUGUAUACCUUGAUGCACGAUUUAAACUUAUUACAUGAUUUAUUUAUUUUGUUGGGGGUUGGUGGAGGAGGUUCGACAGGGGUAUGGGUGAAGGUUUUGUGUAUAGGAUAUGAUGAACAGUAAUUUUGUAACUCUAGCAUAUGUAGAAUUACUUUGAUGGAGUGUUCAAUGCGUUACAUGUGGUUCAGAUUGCUUCA
Molecule: messenger RNA, 3404 nt
Organism: Beta vulgaris subsp. vulgaris (sugar beet)
Lineage: Eukaryota; Viridiplantae; Streptophyta; Magnoliopsida; Caryophyllales; Amaranthaceae
Product: ubiquitin carboxyl-terminal hydrolase 5
Exons: 13
Coding region: 449-3220 (923 amino acids)
Biological process (GO): protein deubiquitination
Molecular function (GO): cysteine-type deubiquitinase activity
Source: RefSeq, a predicted model, not a curated record